GCUGUAGGUGCUUGCUGGUACUUGCUUGGGAUUCAGAGAGCAGCGAAAUGCCUGAAAGAACAAUGCUCACUGCUAGCUGAUGCCAACGGCUGCAGGCGGCAAACCGUCGCCUGCGUCAGUCCGAUCUACUAUGGCACCACAACUUCACCAAUCACUGGCAGAGAUAGAUUAGCGUGGGCUAACAACUCCAACGCCAGAGCUACUUGCCUCGACAGCAGCAACAACUUCGACUAUGGAUCUUAUAAAUGGACAGUCUCUCUUGUGGCCAACACCAGCCGCCUUGAGAAAAUUCUUCUUCCCAUUUUCUGGGGCUUAAUGACACUCAGCACAUUUGGAAACCUGGAGAGCACAACGGAAUGGCUCGAGAUCGUUUUCAACAUCAUCACCAUAACCUCUGCUCUCGUCUUGGUCACGAUGUUGAUUGGGAACAUCAAGGUUUUCCUGCACGCGACGACUUCAAAGAAGCAAGCUUUGCAUCUGAGGAUGAGGAGCGUUGAGUGGUGGAUGAAAAGGAAGAAUCUGCCGCAGGGUUUUCGGCAGCGAGUUCGGCAGUAUGAGCGACAGCGUUGGGCGGCAAUGCGAGGUGUGGACGAAUGUGAAAUGGUAAGAAAUCUCCCAGAGGGGCUGAGGAGAGACAUCAAGUAUCAUCUCUGUCUGGAUCUCGUGCGCCAGGUCCCUUUGUUUCAACACAUGGAUGAGCUGGUUCUGGAGAACAUUUGUGACCGGGUGAAGUCACUCAUUUUCCCCAAAGGAGAAACGAUAACAAGGGAAGGAGACCCAGUGCAAAGAAUGAUAUUUAUAGUUCGAGGACACCUACAAAGCAGCCAGAUGCUUCGCGACGGCGUUAAGAGCUGCUGUAUGCUCGGCCCGGGCAACUUCAGCGGCGACGAGCUCCUCUCGUGGUGCCUCCGUCGACCUUUCGUGGAGCGGCUGCCUCCGUCUUCGUCCACGCUUGUGACGCUAGAGACGACGGAAGCAUUCGGGAUUGAAGCAGCGGACGUGAAGUAUGUGACGCAGCACUUCAGGUAUACGUUUGUGAACGAGAAGGUAAGACGGAGCGCUCGGUACUAUUCGCCGGGGUGGCGGACUUGGGCGGCUGUGGCUAUCCAGUUGGCUUGGCGGAGAUAUAAGCACCGGAAGACUUUGACUUCCCUGUCAUUCAUAAGACCACGGCGGCCACUUUCGAGGUGCUCGUCGUUGGGUGAGGAGAAGCUGCGGCUUUAUACAGCGCUGCUCACCUCGCCAAAGCCAAAUCAGGAUGACUUCGACUGCCUUUGAUUUAAUUCAGUCGUUGUUGAAGGGUGUUUAUCGUAAUUUUACUAUUUGGCAAUUUGCCUAUUUUUUUAAAAUGCGCUGUAUUAUGGGGAUUGGUUGCAAUUAGAUGUCUAAAGUGUUGAUUUUCUCAUAUAAA
Phalaenopsis equestris is the source of this 1411-nucleotide messenger RNA. RefSeq names its product cyclic nucleotide-gated ion channel 4-like. Lineage: Eukaryota; Viridiplantae; Streptophyta; Magnoliopsida; Asparagales; Orchidaceae. The record is from RefSeq and is a predicted model, not a curated record.